Molecule: messenger RNA, 1353 nt
Organism: Callorhinchus milii (elephant shark)
Lineage: Eukaryota; Metazoa; Chordata; Chondrichthyes; Chimaeriformes; Callorhinchidae
Gene: otol1b
Product: otolin 1b
Exons: 5
Coding region: 1-1353 (450 amino acids)
Molecular function (GO): protein binding
Source: RefSeq, a predicted model, not a curated record
AUGUUUCUCCUAUCAUGGCACACAAAGCUCCUUCUACUGUGUAUCUGCAUCACGCAAAUAACUGCAAAAACCACUCCGCCGCCAAAUCAUGAUUUCAAGAAAAUCCCAGAUGAUGUUCAUUCGGGUACUCCAUUUCCAACUGCUACUGAACCUGCAGAAGAACUUGGCACUGACAAUGCAGAUAUUUCGUCUGAAAGCUCCACAUUAAAGUCAACAUCUCUACGUUUUUUCGACACCUUUCCAACCCUGUCCCCUUUUGAAGAAAAUGAAGAAAAUUUUACUCUCGAUUCAAGCGAGUUCUUUUUUAACUGUUGUGAUUGCUGCCCCCCUGUUCCUGGGCCAAAGGGUGCGUCAGGAGCCAGAGGCCAAGCAGGGCCCAGAGGUGAAAAAGGUGAACAGGGCAUAAGAGGUCCACCAGGACUUGCAGGGCCAAUUGGUAUAAAGGGCGCCACUGCAGAAAGAGGUGAAAAAGGGGAUCGUGGAGUGGAUGGAUUCGAUGGACUUCCAGGGUUUAUUGGAAAGCCAGGGAAAAAGGUAGAGUGUGAUCAGGGAGAAAAAGGAGAUAAAGGAAAUAUUGGUUUUCCGGGAUUUAAAGGGGAUAAGGGGGAUAAAGGAGGUCCUUGUGAGAACGGUACCAAAGGAGACAAAGGAGACCAGGGGGAUGUGGGAAAAAUUGGUUUAACUGGAGAAAAAGGGGAGAAAGGACAGGAAGGGGCUCCAGGUGAAAAAGGAGAAAAGGGAAGUCUGGGGGAUGCUGGGGCUGAUGGAACUGAUGGAGUGAAAGGAGACAAAGGCGAUGAAGGAGCCAAAGGAGACAAGGGUGACCGAGGGAUACAAGGGCCAGCUGGGUUACUGGGACAAAAAGGAAGAACUGGUGCCAAAGGUGUCCGUGGGCCUAGAGGUGGCCGUGGAGUAAAAGGUGUAAAAGGAUCCAAAGGUGAAGAUGCAAAGAGUAGCCCAUCUGCAUUCAGUGUUGGGUUACAACCUGGGAAAUCCUUCCCUGCAAUUGGCACUCCAAUAAAAUUUGAGAAGAUUUUCUACAAUGAACAGGACAGUUAUAAUCCUUCAACCGGGAAAUUUACCUGCACCAUGGAAGGUGUUUAUCUGUUUGCGUACCAUUUGACUGUCAGAAGCAGACCCAUAAGAAUUAGUUUGAUAAAAAAUGGUGUUCGGAUCCUGAAGAGUAGAGAUUCAAUAUUUGGUCAAGACAUAGAUCAGGCGUCUGGCAUGAUUAUUGUUAGAUUAAACGCCAAUGACCAACUGUGGUUGGAGAUUAAUCGAGACUGGAAUGGAGUUUAUGCUAGCAACGAUGAUGACAGCACAUUUACAGGGUUUCUUCUGUUUCCAAAUUAA